AUGCAGCCACCACCAGCCAACGGGGCCUGCAUACCACAUAGAGGCCCGGGAAGAGGUGAAACGGCAUCAGGCGAAGCGGCGAAGGCGCUUGAUUACAUCGAUACCUUGUGUAUCCAGUUUCGGCUUGUGGAUGCUAACUUUCGCGGCCUCGGCCUGGGACGAAUCUUACUUGAACGGGCGCAGGAGGAGGCUCUUUUGCUGUCUGCUCAGCUUUCGGCGAAGUCGGUUUCGCGAGUAGGCCCGUCAACUCAACCGCGGCCGUACGUAGUGACGACCAGUAUACUGAAGCUAAGCCGUUACGGGCGUUGGUACGAGAAGGAGCUCGGUUUCGUUCCGCCUCGAAAAUACGCGAUAAUGCAGAACAUAGCGAACACGUUGUUCAACCAGAUGUGGAUUCCGGACCACGUGCGUGUGCAAUACUUCGAUGUUGCGGAGGUACCGCUGGACAGAAAGCCUCAGAAAACGUACCAAGCUCGUCGUGUUUUGGCGCGCCCGUCACGACAGCCUUUCGCAACCUUCGAUGCGGAUGAGUUUGCUGACAUCUACAUGAAGGGGAUGCUGCUGAAUCGAGGCACGCAGAAAGAAAGAAGCCAGGCGGAAGAAUUACUGAAGAUGAUCUGCUGACCUCUAAUUGCCGGUUGUAAAUGUAAACAGAUGAAAACAAAGCGUGAGUGUCAAGUAACUGCAUCAACUACUUGAAGAUAAAUUUAUUUUGAGGGCUACACACUGUUGAAAUAUAAGUGUACUCCAUGUUCGAACAUGAACGAGCACAUUAUUGUGUUUCCAUUGUAGCAGAUCCGAUCCCGAUGAAGGUUGAGGUUGUGAUGUGUAAGAAAUACACUGUAAGACAUGAUGCGUACCCUGUAUCUCCAUGCAAACAUACGGUAGUCCUGAAGACGUAAAAACCCAUUCCCAAAGGUUAUUACUUAGUGGAGUGCUCCGGUGUCCUUGAUACUUCUCCCCGUUGUAUGGAAAAAUGAAUUAUCAGCAGCUUUGAACUGCCAGCCACAAAUACCCAUGUAAAGGAGAUAAAACUCAUUCGAACCUGAAAAAGAAAACAGUGUGAAAAACAACAAAAGAAUUUCGUCCGUGCUGCAUCAACUACUUGACAGUCACAACUUAAUGUCGUUUUACUGCAGAUCACUUCGGACUCGGUAAACAUGACCACUCCUUUACGCGGCUGAUGGAAUAGUAUGAUGACGCUAGUCGGUACCCGGGCGAUUGUGCCUGCUUAGGUGUUUAGCGCAGCUGCGGGAGGGUAAUGUUGAGUGGAUCAAAAUUAUUCCUUUUUGGGUCUCCGUAGGGGCUCGCACUGUUUGGUGACACACAGAAAUAGAGUCUCUGAAAACCAAUUGUUCGUUGGCACCAUGGAUCAUUGUGGGCGCAUUGCAGGCCAGCAACUACAGCGUAAAUUUGAUCUCUGGAC
Amoebophrya sp. A25 is the source of this 1426-nucleotide messenger RNA. Lineage: Eukaryota; Dinophyceae; Syndiniales; Amoebophryaceae. The record is from the annotation of a GenBank genome assembly.